AUGGCUGCUAUAUCUGAGUGUGAUGAUAAAACGUAUAGAGGUGCUAAGAAGAAAGCUUUGAAUGCCAACAUCGCAUCUCGUGACCCGUGCAUGUAUAAUAAAGAAAGAGCGGAUCCCUUGCUUAUCGCGCCGGACCACCUUAGGAUAGUUUCGCGCACCGAUUGGCUCGCACAACCAGUGGAAGGUGAACUGGAGAAACUGGUACAACCAGUGCCGUGGGUGAUAAUAACGCACACCGCAACAGAGGCCUGUUACGUUCAGAGCGAGUGCGUGCUCAGGGUGCGGCUCAUGCAGACGUUCCACAUAGAGUCGCGCGGCUGGAGCGACAUCGGGUACAACUUCCUAGUGGGCGGCGACGGCUCCGUGUACUUCGGCCGCGGCUGGGAAUACGUCGGCGCGCACACGAAGGGGUACAACAGGUACAGCGUGGGUAUAGCGUUCAUAGGCACCUUCAACGGCGACCCGCCGCCGGCCAGGCAGGUGGACGCGUGCAGGAAGCUCAUCGAGAGGGGAGUCGCGCUCGGGAAGAUCGCUACGGACUACAGGCUGUUCGCGCACAGGCAGCUAAUGUCCACCCUCAGCCCGGGCGACGGGCUGUUCGACUUGAUGAAGCGGUGGCCACACUUCGUGAGCAACUUGACGGACAUCGGCGCCCUAAUACCGAAGGCACAU
Iphiclides podalirius (scarce swallowtail) is the source of this 672-nucleotide messenger RNA. The record is from the annotation of a GenBank genome assembly. Lineage: Eukaryota; Metazoa; Arthropoda; Insecta; Lepidoptera; Papilionidae.